AUGAUCAUUCCCGUGCGAUGCUUCACGUGCGGGAAGGUGAUCGGGAACAAGUGGGACACGUACCUCGACCUGCUGCAGGCGGACUACAGCGAGCGCGACGCGCUGGACGCGCUCGGGCUGAAUCGGUACUGCUGUCGACGAAUGGUGAUGUGUCACGUCGAUCUGAUCGAGAAAUUGCUGAGGUAUAACACGCUCGAGCGCGUGGACGACGCGUGA
Molecule: messenger RNA, 216 nt
Organism: Ostreococcus lucimarinus CCE9901
Lineage: Eukaryota; Viridiplantae; Chlorophyta; Mamiellophyceae; Mamiellales; Bathycoccaceae
Exons: 1
Coding region: 1-216 (71 amino acids)
Biological process (GO): transcription by RNA polymerase I; tRNA transcription by RNA polymerase III; transcription by RNA polymerase II
Cellular component (GO): RNA polymerase II, core complex; RNA polymerase III complex; RNA polymerase I complex
Molecular function (GO): DNA binding; zinc ion binding; DNA-directed RNA polymerase activity
Source: RefSeq, a predicted model, not a curated record